ACAUUGAAUAGGGCUGCAGAAGUAGCACAAGAUUUAUUGAGAAUUUGAAAAGUUGAAGUGUUCGCUAUUCAUGGCUUCAUUCACUAAAUAUUCAAGUCAAGAGCUGAGAGUUGUAGUAAUUGCUUUGAUCAUUGCCUUUUUAUGUCAUCUUCCAAUUACAGGUAGUGUUGAGGUUGAAAAUUGGGAAAAGGGAACAUGCGGCGGAGUGAAGGUAGGAUCAAGGCCACCAAGGUGUAGUGUUGACAAAUGCUUCAACUGCAGCCCUUGCAUGGCUACACUAAUUGCACCCAUUCACCAAGGAAAACACAAAGCUGGCUCAGCCUCUUCUUCUGAACAUGACACUAACUACUAUCUUCUUGCAUGGAAAUGCAAAUGUGGUAAUAAGAUUUACCACCCAUGAUAUAUUUUCUUAUUUUAUACCUCAAAAUAAAAACUAAAUGGUGUAUGCUUCUGUUAUAUAUCUGUUGUAUAGUUUGCUAUGUAUUUAUGAAACAUUGAAAUUUUCUCUUA
This is a messenger RNA of Solanum tuberosum (potato), 510 nucleotides long. Its product is annotated as EPIDERMAL PATTERNING FACTOR-like protein 2. Lineage: Eukaryota; Viridiplantae; Streptophyta; Magnoliopsida; Solanales; Solanaceae. Gene Ontology annotation, biological process: guard cell differentiation; stomatal complex development. The record is from RefSeq and is a predicted model, not a curated record. The transcript has 2 exons. Bases 71 to 400 code for a protein of 109 amino acids.